AUGAGUGACCGUUUUGACUGUGGCGAGUGCAAGGAGUCCCUGUACGGACGCAAAUACAUCCAAGUGGAGGACGUUCCCCACUGUAUCCCCUGCUAUGACCGCCUGUAUGCCAACACAUGUCAGGAGUGUAAGGAGCUCAUCGCACACAAUGCACGGGUAAGCAUAAACGGUAUGAUCUAGGUGUGUGUGUGAAUGUGUUUAGCAUAUGUUGUGUGUGUGUGAAUGUGUCUACAUGUGGCAAGUGGUUGUUUUCUGUCUACAGUUGUUUGAAUGUGUGGUCACUUCUGAAGUAGAGUGUGUGCGUAUGUGUGCAUUUGUCCUUGUCCAUGUGUUCGAUUAUAAUGGCUUCUAAAGAGCUGGAGUUCUUGGAAAACACAACUUUCCUGCUCUUUUGGCAAAUACCAAGACAUCUGCAAAUCCCCUUUGAGCUGCUCCAGGCAGACAUUAAGGCCUUUUGGUUAGAGUCAAAUGAAAACACAGGGCUGAAGGGAACACCCUUAGACGCCACGGGGCACGGGUGACCUCUGAGUUAUGGACUCUCUCAGAGGGACUGGCAGUAAAUAAAUCUCCUGUUAGCUUUGGCCCUCCUCCUCCUCCUCCUCCUCCUCCUCCACACAGUACUUACCGCACUCAUCCCUCUCUGUCCAAUUCCCCUUUACUAACACUGUGAAAACCCACCAACGGGUCAAAUCAAAUGGAUUAUUAUUGUUUUCACCCCGAACAUAAUGCGAGACAUUAAUCAUGCAAUGUGUGUUAGCCGUGUUUGCUUGCACUACAGUUGAUCUGGAACAUACUGUAAGCGGUGGAUUAUUUAAAACAUCUCUUUGUGGACACUGUUUCAAUAUUUACUCAAAUGGUUUAUAUUGAAGUUAGAGUUAUGCAGUAAAACCUCCUUGUUAACAGAUCUAAUCUAGCUCAUUGUCAUAUAAACAUAAAUGUGAACCAGAGGAGGCUGGUGGGUGGAGAUAUAGAUGGACGGGCUCAUUGUAAUGGCUGGAAUGGAAAGGAAAGGUAUCAAACACAUCAAACCAUUCCAGCUAUUACAAUGAGCCUGUCCUCCGAUAUCUCUGCCCACCAGCUACCACUAAUGUGAAUGGUCUUUCAAUCCGAAUAUUUCGGACUCUGACCUGCCUUGCCUGGGUCCAUCCCUCUUACUCCUCCUCCUCCUCUCCCUCUCCAGGAGCUGUUCUAUGAGGACAGACACUACCACCAACACUGUUUCCGUUGUUUCCGCUGUGACCGCUCCCUGGCGGACGAGCCCUUCACCAGCCAGGAGGAGGCGCUGCUGUGCAAUGAUUGCUAUUGCAAUGAGUUCUCCUCCAAGUGCGUGGCCUGCGACAAGACCGUCAUGCCAGGUACCCAAAGCUGAUACUGUUUCCCUUGAGUAGGGAGAGGUACCCUCAAGCAGAACAUCGAAACUCUCAGAAACGUGCGGGGAUACAUGACAACAUUACAUUUUACAUUUUAGUCAUUUAGCAGAUGUUCUUAUCCAGAGCGACUUACAGUUAGUGAGUGCAUACAUUUUUUCAUACUGGCCCCCCGUGGGAAACAAACCCACAACCCUGGCGUUGCAAGCGCCAUGCUCUACCAACUGAGCCACACGGGGCCAUACAUAACACAACACCAGUGGAGGCUGCUGAGGGGAAUGGAGCAAGUGGAAUGGCAUCAAACCAUGUGUUUGCUGUAUUUGAUACCAUUCCACCUAUUCCGCUCCGUUGCCUCAGUCAGUGUCACUAAAGUGUAGAGGUAGGGGUUCUCACACCCAGGCGUGGACAGCAUAGGCUGUGUCCCAAAUGGCACCCUAUUCCCUGGGUAUAGUGCACUACCUUCAGGGCCCUGGUCAAAAGUAGUGCACUACAUAGGGAAUAGUUUGCCAUUUGGGAUGCAGCCAUGAAAAGGCUAAUGUGUUUUUGUUGUUGAGCAGCUAGGGUGUGACAGUGCUUAGAUGGGACAGUGCUCGCUCGGCUGAAAGUGCCUCUCAGUUGAAUUCUGGCCCCAGGUUCUUUGUGACGGCAUGGCAGUGUUACGCCACCAGCAGGGGUGGGUGUCGGAUGACUGCAAAUUACACAGGAUUAAAUCUGGACAGGGUGGGGUGUUAGGUUUCUGUGGCAGUUAAACGCUACACUGCGCCCUCGCCCCUUUCAAAAAUGCAGCCGGUUACACGUUCAACUGGCCGACCUCCGCAUUUUUCAGGUCCCAAAGCUCGUAAAACAAGGGCAAUGAUUAAGAGGUCUGGUGUUCAUUUUCAUAGGCAUGGCUCGCUUUCUUUUAUUUUGGCUACUUUUAUUACCUACUUGGAGGAAGUGUGUAUUUGUGGAAGACUAAACUGCAUACGCUUAAAGUCAGAAGUUCCAAGAACAGUCACCCAUAAACCAUCAUUCUGAAAUACCUCCUUACAUAAAGCCAUUUGGCCCUGACUUGCUGUAACACCACACAGGCAUUCUUGAUGGCAAAAUCCUGUAAUAUUAUUUAUACUUUAUGAGUUGACUGGGAGGUAUAUUGAGUCUGUGUACAAAUAGGUACAGUUAUUACUGAAUCAUCCUGUUUUGGCUAUAGCAGUAGUGUGAGCACUUGGAGAUUACGCAAUGCUGAGGGUUGACAUUGUAACCCAGAACUCAAGUGGCUGACAUGGCACACAAACCUGUAAUUGUGAUGACUACUCAGAUGAUGACUCUUGCAGACAGACUGAUUUAUACCAAAACUGUCUGUCUCCUUCUCUUUGUCUCUCUGUCUCUAUGUCUCUAUGUCUCUAUGUCUCUCUGUCUCUCUGUCUCUAUGUCUCUCUGUCUCUAUGUCUCUCUGUCUCUAUGUCUCUAUGUCUCUAUGUCUCUAUGUCUCUAUGUCUCUAUGUCUCUAUGUCUCUGUCUCUGUCUCUGUCUCUGUCUCUGUCUCUCUCUCUCUCUCUCUCUCUCUCUCUCUCUCUCUCUCUCUCUCUCUCUCUCUCUCUUAUUUAUCUCUCUCUCUCUCUCUCUCUCUCUCUCUCUCUCUCUCUCUUAUUUCUCUCCCUCUCCCCCCUCCCUCUGGCAGGCUCAAAGAAGUUGGAGUAUGAGGGCUCUGCAUGGCACGAGAACUGCUUUGUGUGCCAUGGCUGUGAGAAGCCCAUCGGUGCCCAGUCCUUCAUCCCAGACAAAGACCACUACUACUGUGUACCGUGCUACGAGGGCAGGUUCGCACCGCAAUGCAGCCACUGCAAAAAGGUGAACCAGGGUCUCCUCAAAUCAACUGCUAUCCUUCAUCAUCCUCUCCCUGUCACUGUUAUUGACAUGUUCACAGUAGUAGAUAGGUUCCUUGUGAAAAACACUUGCUAGAUCAAGUGGGUGGUUGAUGGGCAUGUCUCCUCCGUAGGCGCUGGCGACAGGGGGUGUGAGCUACAAGGAUGAGACGUGGCACAAAGAGUGUUUCGUGUGCACGGGAUGCAAGAUCCCACUGGCCGGCCAGCCCUUCACCUCCCAGGGAGACACGCCCUACUGCGUCAAGUGCUUCAGCAGCAUCUACGCACAGAAGUGUGCCUCCUGUAACUCGCCCAUCACAGGUUAGUACAUUCUCCAUUUGACUCGAUAAUAUGGGUUGAUUUGAAACACUGUCUGUGUCCCAAAUUGCACUUUAUAUUGCACUACUUUUGUCCAGGGCCCAUAGAGCUCUGUUCAAAAUGAGUGCACCAUAGAGGUAAUAGAGUGCCAUUUGGCACGCACACAAUGUCUUCCCCAUUAUACCACUUUGUACCAUCUCAGCCUAAUGCCAGAGCACAGACAUACUGUAAAUAUACUAGUAAAGCCUGCGGCUAUGUUUAGAAUGCCAAUGUUUCAAUUAAACACAGGGACCUCAGAGAACUGACAGAUCCUCAGCAGGGCUAUUAUUGUAGCCAACCAUAGAAUAACCCACAGAACUUAAUGUUCAGAAUGUAAUUUUUUUUUGUGUUGUGUAAUGUCUCUCUUAUGGCCCACCUGUCAAUCCAGGUGAGAGUCAAAGGUCUCUCUGCAGACGUAGACCAUGUCCCAAAUGGCACCCUAUUCACUUUAUAGUGCACUACCUUUGACCAGGGCCUAUAGGGCUAUAUAGGAAAUAGGGUGCCAUUUGAGACGUAACCGUAUUCUGUUAUAGAUGCUAACGAGUGUGUUUUAUUUCCCUCCAGGGUUUGGCGAGGGGAAGUAUAUUUCUUUCCAGGAUCGUCAAUGGCACCAGCCCUGCUUCAAGUGCUCCCGCUGCUCCGUCUCUCUGGUUGGGGCCGGCUUCUUCCCCGACCGAGACCAGAUCCUGUGUGGAGACUGCAACAACGACCAAGAAGACCAAUGA
Messenger RNA from Coregonus sp. 'balchen', 4293 nucleotides. The record is from the annotation of a GenBank genome assembly. NCBI's taxonomy places the organism in Eukaryota, Metazoa, Chordata, Actinopteri, Salmoniformes, Salmonidae.